UUGACAUCCAAAAACUAUGAUUUCAGGAAUGAAUGCUUGGACCUAAUAUAAUGCUUGGAACUUAAACGGAACCAUAGGAAGAAAAAUCCAGAGAAUCUCAAAUCAUAAUCAAAUUACAUCAGAAAUUCAAUCAUGUAUGGAAGUGCUCGGUCAGUUGGGAAAAUUGAGCCAAGUAGCCAGAGUCCUGGGCGUUCACCACGGCUGCCACGUUCACCACGAUUGGGCCAUCGUCGAACCAACAGCACAGGGGGCAGCUCUGGAGGUAGUACUGGAGGUGGAAGUGGCAAGACACUUUCAAUGGAAAAUAUCCAGUCCUUAAAUGCUGCUUAUGCCACGUCAGGCCCUAUGUACCUAAGUGAACACGAAAAUGUGGGCGCAGACACACCUAAAAGCACCAUGACCCUUGGCCGAUCUGGGGGUCGUUUGCCUUAUGGUGUUAGAAUGACUGCAAUGGGCAGCAGCCCCAACAUUGCCAGUAGCGGGGUCGCCAGCGAUACUAUUGCAUUUGGAGAACAUCACCUUCCUCCUGUGAGCAUGGCUUCUACAGUGCCUCAUUCACUACGCCAAGCCAGGGACAACACAAUAAUGGACCUGCAGACACAACUAAAGGAAGUUCUCCGGGAAAAUGAUAUAUUGCGGAAGGAUGUAGAAGUGAAAGAAAGCAAACUUAGCUCCUCCAUGAACAGUAUCAAGACAUUCUGGAGUCCUGAGCUGAAGAAAGAGAGGGCCCUGAGGAAAGACGAAGCAUCCAAAAUCACAAUUUGGAAAGAGCAGUAUCGGGUGGUUCAGGAAGAAAAUCAGCAUAUGCAGAUGACUAUUCAAGCUCUUCAGGAUGAACUUAGGAUCCAGAGGGACCUGAACCAACUUUUCCAGCAAGACACCAGCAGUAGAUCCAGUGAACCGUUUCUGGCCGAACUAACAGAAGAAAACUUCCAACGGCUGCAUGCAGAGCAUGAGCGUCAAGCCAAGGAACUCUUCUUGCUACGCAAAACCCUGGAAGAAAUGGAGUUGCGCAUCGAGACCCAGAAACAGACCUUAAAUGCUCGUGAUGAGUCAAUUAAAAAAUUACUGGAAAUGCUGCAGAGCAAGGGAUUGUCUGCAAAAGCCACCGAGGAAGAUCAUGAGCGCACAAGAAGGUUGGCAGAGGCUGAAAUGCAUGUUCAUCACCUGGAAACCUUACUGGAGCAAAAGGAAAAGGAGAGCAGCUUGCUCAGAGAAGAGAUGCACCGUCGUUUUGAAAAUGCUCCCGAUUCUGCCAAAACUAAAGCUUUACAGACUGUUAUAGAAAUGAAGGAUUCUAAAAUUUCUUCUAUGGAACGUGGACUCCGGGAUUUGGAAGAAGAAAUCCAAAUGUUGAAGUCAAAUGGUGCACUCAGCACAGAGGAACGUGAAGAAGAAAUUAAGCAAAUGGAGGUGUAUCGUAGCCAUUCCAAAUUUAUGAAAAACAAGGUAGAGCAACUGAAGGAAGAGCUAAAUACCAGAGAGAUUCAAGGGGAGGAACUGAAAAAAAAAGUGGCCGAUCUCCAGACAGAGGUCUCUGCCAUUGGUCAAGUGAAACAGGAACUAUCCCGGAAAGAUACAGAGUUGCUGGCUUUACAGACAAAAUUGGAAACCCUCACAAACCAGUUUUCUGAUAGCAAGCAACAUAUUGAUGUACUCAAGGAAUCCCUCACAGCAAAAGAACAGAGAGCUGCCAUCCUGCAAACAGAGGUAGAUGCACUUCGGUUGCGCCUGGAAGAGAAGGAGGCAAUGUUGAACAAAAAGACUAAGCAAAUUCAAGAGAUGGCUGAGGAGAAGGGAACGCAAGCUGGAGAGAUUCAUGAUCUCAAGGAUAUGCUUGAUGUGAAAGAACGCAAGGUUAACAUUCUUCAAAAAAAGAUUGAAAAUCUUCAGGAGCAACUAAGAGACAAAGAGAAACAAAUGAGCAGUUUGAAAGAAAGAGUAAAAUCCCUGCAAGCUGAUACCACCAACACCGAUACAGCCUUGACUACGCUAGAGGAAGCACUGGCAGAAAAGGAGCGUACUAUUGAGCGUCUCAAGGAGCAGCGUGACAGAGAUGAGCGAGAAAAACAAGAGGAGAUUGACAACUAUAAAAAAGAUAUGAAAGACCUUAAAGAGAAAGUCAGCAUCUUGCAAGCAGAUCUUACAGAAAAGGAGACUACACUCCUGGAUUUGAAGGAACAUGCUUCAUCAUUAGCAUCAGCAGGAUUGAAAAAAGACUCUAGACUGAAAACAUUAGAAAUUGCUUUAGAGCAAAAGAAGGAAGAAUGCCUGAAAUUUGAAUCUCAGCUGAAAAAGGCUUAUGAAGCAACCAUUGAGGCCAGGGCCAAUCCAGAGAUUAAUGAUAGAUUUCAGCAGAUCGAAAAAGAGGUGACCCAGUAUCGAGAAGAGUCUACCAAGGCUCAAGCUGAAGUUGAUCGCUUGCUGGAAAUCCUAAAAGAGAUGGAAAAUGAGAAGAAUGAUAAAGAUAAGAAGAUAGCUGAACUGGAAAGGCAAAUUAAAGAUCAGAAUAAGAAGGUAGCAAAUUUAAAACAUAAAGAACAGGUGGAGAAGAAAAAGAGUGCACAAAUGUUGGAAGAAGCAAGGAGACGGGAAGACAAUCUUAAUGACAGUUCCCAGCAGUUACAGGAUAGUUUGCAUAAGAAGGAUGAUCGAAUUGAGGAGCUAGAAGAAGCACUGAGAGAGAGUGUACAAAUAACUGCAGAACGGGAAAUGGUAUUAGCUCAAGAAGAAUCAGCCAGGACACAAGCUGAAAAACAGGUAGAAGAGUUGAUGAUGGCUAUGGAGAAAGUAAAACAAGAACUGGAAUCUAUGAAAGCAAAGCUGUCCUCUACUCAGCAGUCUCUGGCUGAAAAGGAAACCCAUUUAACUAACUUGCGGGCUGAACGGAGGAAGCAUUUGGAGGAGGUGCUAGAGAUGAAACAAGAAGCCCUUCUAGCUGCCAUUAGUGAAAAAGAUGCCAACAUUGCUCUCCUGGAGCUUUCGUCCUCUAAGAAAAAAACUCAAGAGGAAGUCGCUGGAUUAAAACGUGAAAAAGACCGCUUGGUUCAGCAGCUGAAACAACAGACUCAAAAUCGCAUGAAACUGAUGGCAGAUAAUUAUGAAGAUGAUAAUCUGAAAUCAUCCCAUUUCAAUCAAACUAAUCAUAAACCCUCCCCAGACCAGGUAAUUCAGCCUCUUUUAGACCUUGAUCAGAAUCGUAGCAAGUUGAAGUUAUAUAUUGGACAUUUGACAGCCCUAUGCCAUGACCGGGACCCUCUGAUUCUCCGUGGACUCACUCCUCCCACAUCCUACCACCUGGAUGAGAAUCGUGCAGCUUGGGAGAAGGAGCUGCAGAAGAUGACUCUGGAGCAGCUUCACAACGAGUUGGAAAAGGCCGAGAAGGACAGCGCAGAGCUACAAGAGUUUGCGAAUGCCAUUCUCCAGCAGAUAGCCGAUCACUGCCCAGACAUCCUGGAGCAAGUUGUCAAUGCACUUGAGGAAUCAUCGUGACUGAAGCCAGCACUGCUUCUCCAGAGCAGCCUGCCACGAGGUCAGGCUCUCCCAGUUCAAGGAGUCAUGAGAAUAAUAAAGCAUAUGAAAAGGGGAGGAGGGGGAGGAAACACUCUUGGUGCACCUUUUUAUAAACAAAUGAACAUAAACUGGUAAUUCCUCCAGUCGAUAAUGCCUGCAUUCAUCUUCUUACUGCCUUUCUCCAUUGGAAUAUAUGCCGUUCCCGUUGGCUCUGGGAUGUGUCCGCUCUGAAAUUUGCCAAGACUAGAAAGUGUGACGAGGCACUUGCCUUUAUUUUACUUUCCAAGUAAUGAACAUCUUUGGCCUGUGUGAGGAAUUCAAUGUCCUCUAAUAGUGUCUUAUAAUGGGCCAACAUCCAUUUAGCUAGGUUUGCUGCUUAUGUCUCUACAAGAGGAUUGAUCCUAAAGGAGAGGUGGGAAGUGUCCCCCAUUCUUAGUGAUGCAUUCUGUUAAAUAAGCACAGGAUACGUCCCUGUGUUUUCUUUAUUGUUCUGCUUAUUGUGAGCCUCAUUUUUGUUUACCAAAAUGAGCUAUGAAAUCUGGUGGCUGUUUUCUUCAGCUCAUUUUCUUGGUAUUUUUAGUCAACUUUAGUAUAACACUAUUGUUGCAUUUUUGAUUGAACUGUGCCCCCCCCCCUUUUUUUUCCCCCACUUCUCUCAUUUUAUCUGAUUUCUGGGUUCUUAGGGAGUUCCAUCAUAUCCACAGUGGUAUGUUCCAGAGCCUCCAUCAGUGAUUGAGAGCUCAGAAUAGCUUUUCUACAUGGGAUUAGGUUAACAUAUUGCAAUUCGCAGCCUAAUUAGGAAUCUGAAUAUUCAUUUGAAUUAUAUUAAUAUAAUAUAUUAGUAUAUUAUAUUAGUAUAUUAUUAUAUUAAUAAUAAAAACACCUUUUGACUAAGGGCACUACUAGUUCUAUGCAUAAUUUAUUCUUAAAAACAUUCACUGGAACUUUGGUUUGCUAUAUUCCUGCCUUCAUUAAACUAAUUUCCUUAUUUCAGGAUUCAGGAUCAUGCGGAAUCUUUAGAGCAUAAAUAUGCUCCUUCUUUGACAAAGAACGCAAUAUCUACAAUAUAGUCUCACUUUAAAAAAAAAUUUCUUCCUUUCUGGAUGCCAUAUAUUGCAUUCUUCAUCACUGAUGUCCUCUUUUCCUUGCUGCCUCAUCUCUAUCCAGCACAUGCCCAUCUUCAGAUCUGGGAAGCCAGCUCGCAUGAUGUCAUGCAUGCAAUUUUCAAAGAAUGCAGUGGGGCAAAUUAGGUGUUCAUGUUGUCUUGUAGAUGCUUCAGAAAACGGAUUGGGCAUAAAUAAGCUUGGUUUUGAAUUAUAAACAGCCUUUCUUCCUAGGGGUUUCCUAAUGAAGGGUUCAUAUUGCUCUUAGUUAGCACCUCCAUGGUUUUAGAGAUCUGUAAUGAUAGCUUUAAAGCAACUAGAGCCUCUAGUUAAUGCUUUUUAACAUAAAAGAGACCUGAGUGAUCUUAAAUUGGCAAGUUGCCUUUACCGGAAGGCAUAUAGACAGCAACUUAUACAUAGUAUUCACCCAUGUCUCAUAUUAAAGCCACAUCUUUGGCCCUAAUUCCUUGAAUGGCAUAUUUUGGUAUGACCUGCUGCUUUGAAAGCUUCCUGUCAGAUUUUCCUCCUUCAUCCAUAAUUACUCACUGUAGGAAUUUAAUGCUGCCUAUAAAACCAUCUCAGCCUUCAGGCCUAACUUUUGCCACCAGUUCUUAUCCUAUUGAGUUAUAUGGUUGGAUCUUCAGCCGCCCUUGUUCCCUGCUGUAAAAUAAUCCAUUCUCUGUAGGAAAAGCUCUGGAAUUUCCUUAUCUCUGGUUGAAAUUACUUCUGCUUGUAAACUUAGCUAAGAUUCUCCUUGAUAGCUUUUUGUUUUGUUUUGUUUUGUUUGAAGGGGGAAUUUUUCUGAAAAAUGGAGAAGAUAGUUGGUGCUAUUCUCAUGUACUUAUUUCCCUGUUUAUGCUAAAGCUUCUUGAGCAUUUAACUCUUCCCCCACACGUGGCUACACUAAUACAAAACAGGAUCUGUUACAAAAAAUAUAAUAUUCCAAGAACAACUUAAAAGGCCCCACUGCAAUGAAAUGGUGAUAAAUACUAUUGUUUGCAUUCCAUUCACCACUUUCUGGGGAGGGGGGAGAAAGUUGUUAAAUUACUCUUAUUAGUAUAGCAGCUGUUGAACCCUUGCCAUUCUUCUCAUACAUCUGGACUGUAGCUCCCGUGUAGCUUUUCUUUUCCUUCCUGUAUAAAAUCUUUUCCCUUUACCAUGGAUUUUCUUGCAUUUUAAGGAUGGAUCUAAGCCUUCAAUAAAAACUUGAGAAAAAAAUGCACAAACAAGUUCUUAUCUAUAUUGCAGGUAAUCUUUAGGCCAUUUGGAAAGAGGACCUGUCUUUCUUCAUUUCUCUAGGAACUGUUGGCCUUAAAUACAAAUAGCUGGCCGUGAGUUUGUAGAUCCUAUUCCGGUUGGCCAUGUCAUCUAGGAAUCCUGGACACUCCAGUCCUGAUCUCUCUGAAAGUUGUAAGUUUAGGAGUAAUUCUGGAAGAGCAUAAUAUUCUUAUUUCCUUUUUAUCAUAAAAUAGAAGAUGGUUAACAAUCUUGUAGAUUUAAAUAAUUUUGGCUCCAUUGCAAGUCAAAACGAAAUGCUCAGACUUUUGUCUGGUAAUCUGAUAUUUCAGUGAACAGUCACAGCUUUCCUCAGUUUUGAUAUCUUUAUGGUCUACUACAAGUAAGGCCAAGCUUUUGUGUCCAGAAAAUAUACCCCGAGAAGUUUUUCUGGAAAAGCAUUCUUUUUUUAUGUGCCUCGUUACUCACUUCAGUUUUACAUGAAUUUUAUUUACAUUAGCCAUGUCAAUAGAUUUUAUUGGCUAACAAGGCUUGUCUAUUUUGAGAAUUGUUUUCCUUUUCGUUCAAGCUCUGAAAAGCUGAUUUUCUGUUAAUAAAAUAUGUUCCGUGAUCUCCAAAGAUGCUGCACAGAGAAAAUUUGAACAUAUUAACAGCUUCUUGAAAAAUUAAGGUAAUUUCUUGUGCCAUCCUCGUUGGAUUGUUUAAUGAUCCAGGUGUUCACUCUUAAUUUCAUCAAAACCAGAUUUCAAAUAUUUUUUUAAAGAGGAAAGGGGAACUUCAACUUCAGAAUUAUGCAAUUAUAAACAAAACAAGAGGUCAAUGUAAAACACCUUUCUUUUUUAACGAUUUGUUACAAUGACUACUUUUGGCCCUUGUUUUUAUGUAGGAAUGCCAAGUACUAUCUGAGAACUCCCAAAGACUUGCAAUAGCUAAAGAAACAAAAAGUACAGCAAAAUAGAUGUAUCAUCAAAUACCAUUUGUUUAAUGUGGGGAAGAAUUAAAGGUGGCUGGGAAUAUAUAGACAUCCACAUUCAUCAGUAGUAUUGAACAUCUGUUUCUUCUAUCAAUUCUAAUAUAUUCUGUCAGGAAAAUUUCUAUAUCUGAACAUAAAAUAAACUUCUAAUCUCAUAUGAGUAGAUCGCCAUAGCAUAGAAUCCUGGAGUGAUUUUAUGGAAAUAGGAUACAUUUUUGUCACAAUUAUUGGAAUCCGAGAGGUGCUAUUUCUGCAAUAGAAGUGAAAGCAGAUUGCUGCAUAUCGAAUAUAUUCUCCUUUGGAAAAGGUGACAGAGCAGAGAAAUUGGGCAGUGGGUGGUUUGGGGCUGCCAAAGUUACCAAGACAAAUUUUUCUCUUGCCAAACACUCAAUCUUUAUCAGUGCAACCGGUGCUGCUUUUGUAAUAAACGUUUUUUACUUUUUUUCCAUUUAUAAAGGAAGCUGUUACCUUCUGAACAAAAUGGCUGUCUGUCGACAUUUUUUUUAAACAAGAGAAUAAAAGCAUUUCCGAACUUUUUAGUGUCAAAAGCGUUAAACAUAAGAAUACUGAUUUUUUUUCCAGUGCGUGUGGUGAGUGCUGUAACCCUGUCAUCAUUGGUAUUCUUAAAAUCUUUCAGGGUUUGUUUUUGUUUUUUUAAAUUUUAUUUUUCUGUUUUGUUCUCUGCUUGUCAAUUUACUGUCUGUGUGAUCCUCUGGCUGGGGCAGUUACUGACUGUGUGUCUAUUGUCUGAUUUUAAAUUUUAAAAAAGGUAGAGUAGAAAUUGAAAAGUUGUACUUUAAAAAUAUAAACACUAAAUGUAUUGUCCAAAGGAAUUCAAAUAUGAAUCGGCAAAGUUGUGAACUCCUCUUUUUACAGUUAUCUUAAGCCAGGGGUCCCCAAACUUGACAACUUUAAGACUAGUGGAAUUUACCUCCCAUCAUUCUCCAGCCAGCGUUGCCAAGUUUGGAGACCUCUGUCUUAGGCAGUUCCCAAUCUUGUUCAUUUUAAGCAUGGCUGGUUGGGGAAUUCUGGAAGUUGAAAGUACUUAAAAUUGGCAAGAUUGGGAAAUUCUGGUUUAAGGAAACAGAUGACUUAGGUUCAAGAUACCUUUUAGUUGCCUUUUGUCAGUCUUGAGGAAGACCAGACCAGUGUGGCCUUCACAGGAACAUCACUAACUCUUGAUUUCCUCACUAUAUCAUAUGGUAAUACAUGGAGUCCCUUUACAAGAGAAAAAUAAAUUAGUCCUGCAAUUGUAUUUUUUUUCAAGUUUCUUAUUUUUUUUAGUAGUGCAAAUUUAAAUUGAAGGGAUGCAUGGAAGUUGGCAUUCAUACUCUGAAUUUUUUUACACAUAACUUAAAUUAUAUUUCCAAUGCCUCUGCCAAGAGUUCAAUUGUUUCUUUGAAAAUAUAAUCUUAAAGGGCUUGUCAUUGUGGUAGAAGAUUUCUACUACUGCUCCAGGGUUUGGCUAACAUAAAUAUGCAUAGCAUAAUUAGAUUUAUUAUUGCUGCUAAUCAUAUCUUAAACAUGAAUGUACUUUCAAACAUUCUGAACCUGGUUAGUUUGGGGAAUACCUUUCACCUUUUCCAUUUGAAAUAACCAGUGUUUCAGCAGAGAUGUAUCUGAAUUACUAUCAAGUGUUUCCUGUCAGAAAAAGAACACUGAAUUUAUUGCAGAUGGUUUGUAAUUUCACCCUUGGGACAUUCUUAUUAAUGCUGCAUCUUAAAGGUUUGAGCCAAGUUUAAUUCAUAAUUGCCUUUAGGUUUUUUUUUCCAUCUGUUUUUGACUUAGAUGAAAUAAUGCAUCUUUCAGGCAUUCACCAAAUAAACUAAAUUUGUCUUGAGCAUCUCCUUAAAUACAAACAGCUCAUAAGCUUGACUUACCUAUAGUAGCAGUCACAUUACUGAUGGCUUGUACCUAUUAUUUUAAGGAUAGUUCAAGCGAAUGAGAUGCAGUUGCUCCUAUAACUUGAAAUGCAUGCUGUUAAUUCAUCCCUGCCAAAAUAGUUGAUUAUUUUCAUCAGACUUAGUUUAUGAUGAAUUUAGAACACUAAGUUCUGUUUUAUCAAAUUAAUCACAAAGAUAGUAUAGUAGGCUGU
Pseudonaja textilis is the source of this 8920-nucleotide messenger RNA. NCBI's taxonomy places the organism in Eukaryota, Metazoa, Chordata, Lepidosauria, Squamata, Elapidae. The record is from RefSeq and is a predicted model, not a curated record.